Talaromyces amestolkiae is the source of this 1434-nucleotide messenger RNA. RefSeq lists its product as uncharacterized. The transcript has a single exon. Gene Ontology annotation, cellular component: cytoplasm; nucleus; site of double-strand break. The record is from RefSeq and is a predicted model, not a curated record. Gene Ontology annotation, biological process: mitotic G2 DNA damage checkpoint signaling; protein phosphorylation. Bases 1 to 1434 code for a protein of 477 amino acids. Lineage: Eukaryota; Fungi; Ascomycota; Eurotiomycetes; Eurotiales; Trichocomaceae. Gene Ontology annotation, molecular function: ATP binding; protein kinase activity.
AUGGAGGUAACGGUCCACAAACACAUUGGCGAUCAUAGAAAUAUUAUAUCCUUCUUUCACACCGGCGAAGAUACAACAUGGCGGUGGAUUGCGAUGGAGUUAGCGGAGGGAGGUGAUCUUUUCGAUAAAAUCGAGGCCGAUGCCGGUGUUGGGGAGGAUAUUGCACAUUUCUAUUUUACGCAGCUUAUCAGCGCGGUUAGUUAUAUGCACUCCAAGGGGGUGGGACAUCGCGACAUCAAGCCUGAGAAUGUGCUAUUGUCUGGUAAUGGAGAUCUGAAGAUUGCGGAUUUCGGUCUCGCGACGGUCUUUGAAUAUAAUGGGAAGAUGAAAGCAUGUACCACACUGUGCGGAAGUCCGCCCUACAUCGCGCCAGAGGUCAUAACGUGCAGUACACGAGGACAGACGAAAGGAAGCGGAUAUCGAGCCGACUUUGCAGAUAUUUGGUCCUGCGGCGUUGUUCUUUUCGUCCUACUAGCAGGAAAUACACCCUGGGACAGCCCGACAGAAGAAAGCUUCGAGUUCAGCGAAUACCUCGAGAAGAACGCUCGAACAACGGAUGAACUCUGGCAACGAUUACCACCCUCAGUUUUAUCGCUGCUCAGAGGAAUGAUGAAAGUCGACGUUGCGAGUCGUUUCACAAUGGAAGAUGUCAGGCGCCAUCCCUGGUUUACUCGACCUAACAAAUAUAUCUCCUCAGAAGGCAAACUACGAGAUCAACUUAACCUUGCGACGAGCAUGUUUGAGUCCUUACAUAUCGACUUUUCGCAAGAUCCGCUUGCGCCGCCCCACUCGCAAUCUCAGCGAUCACGUCAAAAUGGUCCGUCAUCUUCGGCUAUGGAUAUAGACAUGCAGGAAAAUGGCGACGACCUACAAUCACGAUUAUCAUCCACACAACCCGAAAUGCCGAUGGGCAACGUGGCAAUCGACUGGGACACACCUCUCGUCAACGCUUUUUCAUCGACCCAACCCACGGACCACACCAUGUCCACAACGCAAGAUUACCAACUCGCCGAUCGCCUCGAAGACGAACCCGCCAUGUCCCAAUUCAGCCAAAACCCAACGGUGCCACUAAGCAGGACGCAAAACGCGCAGAACUUCCACGAUAUCAUUCCUUCACGAACUCUGAACAGAUUCUAUUCUACUUGGGGAUUGAAAUUACUCGUCCCAUUUCUAAGUGAAGCCCUGCAUCGACUCGGUGUGCCUGUCCCCAACCAAAUAGCAGGCAUCGAGACAGGAGGACCCGUCGUCAUUCGCGUCGCAACGAAAGAUCAACGACUUUGCUUACUACAGGGAAAUAUAAUUGUGGAGAGCGUCUCGGAGGGACUUUUCGAAGUUGAGUUUACAAAAGUGAAGGGCGAUCCGUUGGAAUGGAGACGAUUCUUCAAGAAGGUGGCUGUUUUGUGCCAGGAUGCAAUAUACAGGCCUGACCAAUGA